Ooceraea biroi (clonal raider ant) is the source of this 4857-nucleotide messenger RNA. Its product is annotated as hemicentin-2. Gene Ontology annotation, molecular function: protein binding. Lineage: Eukaryota; Metazoa; Arthropoda; Insecta; Hymenoptera; Formicidae. The record is from RefSeq and is a predicted model, not a curated record.
CGGUCCCGUCAGUAGGCCUGCCGCAACGCAGCAGUGAGCGCGCCUUCUAUCUUGAGUGAGGGUGCGCGUACCCCGAAGAUCGGUCGAUCGGUUGGACCUCUCCCUGGGCGACCGGCAGCUCUGAUCCGGUCGCCGAUUCCUCGCGCGAGUGACCCGAAUCGUCGGUCAGCUGAUUGUGUAACCGACCGAUCGACCUCGAUCGAGACGAUCGACUCUAGUGACCAGUGCAUUCGUGAAAGUGGACCACCCCCGCGCAGUAUUGUACACGUCUUCUUUCUUCAGAUAGAGAGAGAGAGAGAGAGAAAGAGAAAAGGAGAGAGAGGUUGUACUUGGCACGACACCGUCGACCGCUGACUCGAAGCACAAUCUGCCAAAAACGGAACCGCGUUGCUAAGUCUCCGUUUCGACGGAGACGGAAAUGGAUCCCUGCGAAUGGACGGGUGAUGUAACGCGCGGAUAAGCGACUUUUCACCCCGCGACGGUCGACAACCGUCGAUGACCUUUGUGCACCUCGAGAUCGCCUCGGAUUGAUUAAUUAAUUCGCUGAUCUCGAUCAUUUUCCACUUUAGCAGAACUCUUUUCUCCUCUGAAAGUGCACUUGCCGUGAGCGCGGCAAGGUGAAAUUCGCGAGGGGGUGAAAAAUGCGUAACGACCAAGGCAGGCGGUAAUCCCGGUGCCGAAGCAGACUGGUGCGACGCAAAGCAUCCCCGAGACCCGACGGCGAAUGCGUCUACGUAGCGGGGUGGGCAUUAACGUCCGACGUUAUCGCAGCCGACGGCACGAGUUCAGCUGAACUUAUCGAUUUUUCCGUCCCGUUCACGUUCUCGCAAACAUCAUUACGUCAUUAUUGCCGGCGGGCGAUGACGGCGUGCGAUCCAGUCGUGUAUGAAGCGGCCGCCAAUCGACCGUGCGAGGACGUGCAAUUACGCGAUCGAGCAACCCCGUUAAACGACGAUGUGGCUGAACUUUGCGCGCAUAAAUAACGCGCGUAAUCGUGCGGCAGCCCUUAAGGAGUUACGCGACUUACUUAUAAUCCUCAGUUUUACGUCGGUUGUCUAUCAGCAACAACAGCAGCAGCAGCAGUAGCAGAGAAGGCAGCAGAGAGAAAGAGAUAGAGAACAAAAGAGGGAGCGAGAGAGAGAGAGAACAAGAGAGUGCCUCGCGUGCUCCGCGAACUGCACUUAAGCCUCCUCUCAAAGCGCAGGUCGUGCCCCCAUCCACCUCGCUCGUUACCGUUAAAAGUGUAUAUCGGACGCCGAGUUUUAUCGGAGGUCGCCGUGAAAAUAGGCUGCGGGGAAGACACCGGGGAGGAGGGGGGCAGGGUCCGUCAGCUGCGGGUCAAAUCGACGCGACGGAUCUCACCGUCAUCCGUCCCCUCGCGUUGCCCUCGUGAUCGACGGGGGACGCGCCCGCCGUGUCCGUGAUUGUCUGGAUGACCUGACGGAUCUCUGGCCUUCCUGCACCUCCUCAUCAUCAUCCUCUUCCUCCUCCUUCUUCUCUGCUUCCUUCAUCUCCGCUUCCUCCUCCGCUUUCUUGCCGUCCACGGGAUUCGUCUCUCUCUCUCGUCGAAAGUUAUCAGCCGCGUCGGCCGCCACUUGAGCACGGGGAUUUUGAAGGAGGACGAUAUCUGCACCAUUCCCGACGCCGAGGGUGGAAGAGAGCAAGGAUCCCGCACAAUGGGGAGGAUGCUUUUGCUGAUGAGCUUGCUGACCCGUUUCGUCGUGGCGGAAGUUCUGCUCGGCGACGUCGACGAGCCACUGCCUGUGCUGGACGUCAGCGCGGUGGCCGGCUUCAAAGCUCGGAUGCCCUGCGACAUCGAUCCACCGAUUAAAGACGAGACGGUCAUCAUGGUAUUUUGGUACAAAGAUGAAAAGGACGGCGAGCCGAUAUACAGCGUGGACGCUCGGGGGCGGCAGAUAACGCAGGCGAAGCUUUGGUCGCACCCGUACGUGUUCGGUGAAAGGGCGGUUAUGAGGACGAACGUGAAGCCCGCCGAGCUGGAGAUAGAGCCCCUCGAGUCCACGGAUAGUGGCGUGUACAGAUGCAGGGUGGAUUUCAAGAACAGCCCCACGAAGAAUCAGAAGAUCAAUCUGGCGGUCGUAGUGCCGCCGAAAAAGCCGGUGAUCUACACCGGCGCUAGCAGGAUCCUGGCUAAGAUAUUGCAGCCGCUUAACGAGGGAAGCGAGAUGUCCCUAUUGUGCGAGGUGAUCGGAGGGUCGCCGCCGCCAAAGGUCACCUGGUAUUUCGAGGGCAAAGUCCUGGACGACACGUACACGCACGAGCACGAGGAUAUAACGAUAAAUCGACUGGAUAUCUCGAAGGUCACGAGGGACUUCCUGAGGGCCAGGUUAAUUUGCAAGGCGAACAACACUCAGCUCAUGACACCACUGACCUCCGAGAUCAUCCUCGACGUGAACCUGAAGCCGCUGGUGGUCAACAUUACGAGUAAACGAUCCCAUUUAUCGGCAUUAAGAACCUACGAGAUCGAGUGUCUCAGCUCAGGUUCCAGGCCGGAGGCAGUGAUCACCUGGUGGAAGGGGACUCAUCAAGUCAAACACAUGGCCAGAAAUUUUGCAGACAGUCCGAACGUCACGAGAAGCGUGCUGAGCUACGUGCCGACCAUCGAGGACGACGGGAAAUUUCUGAUGUGCCGGGCGGAGAAUCCCGUGGUGCCCAACAGUGCCUUAGAGGACAAGUGGCAUUUGCUGGUGUAUUACGCGCCGGUAGUGAGCAUCAAGUUGGGGUCGAGUCUGAGGGCGAACGACAUAAACGAGGGCGACGACGUGUACUUCGAGUGCGACAUCCGGGCGAAUCCUAGGUCCUAUAAGCUGCUGUGGUUCAAAGAUGGCAAGGAGUUGCAUCAGAAUACCACAGCAGGUAUAAUCCUCCCUGGUGGACAGUCGCUGGUGUUGCAGAGCGUCACGAAGGCUUCCGCCGGCGAGUACUCGUGCAUGGCGGCCAACGUCGAAGGAAAGUCCAUCAGCCGACCUGUCACCCUCGAAGUGAUGUACGCGCCGAUCUGCAAGGACGGAACUUCCACCCAAGUGGUCGGCGCCCUGAAGCACGAGACGAUCUCGCUGGUCUGCGGCGUGCAGUCGAAACCACCGCCGAUCACCUUCUUCUGGACCUUCAACAACUCGGGCGAGUUGAUGAGCAUGCCCGCGACGAGAUUCGCGCAUGUCAAGCAGCCGAGCUUCACCAACAACUGGCACUGGCACGGCUCCAGGUUGAAUCACACGCUGAAAACCGACAUGGACUAUGGCACGGUCGCCUGCUGGGCGAGGAAUCGGAUCGGGGAGCAGAGGACGCCCUGUCUCUUCCAGAUAAUCGUCGCCGGGAAGCCCUAUCCCUUGCAGAACUGCACGGCCCUCCAGUCGACCGGACCCUACGCGCAUCGAAUGGGUCACGAGGACUUUAAAGCCACCGACUCGAGGGACGCGGACUGGCUGAUCGUCAGAUGUGCGGAGGGUUUCGACGGCGGUUUGCCGUUGAUUAAUUACGAGCUGGAGAUCUACAGCGAGGAGAACGAUUAUCAUGUCAAUACCAUUUACCUGAACCGCACCGACAGAUUCGCCUCGCCAGGCCCGGUCUUCGAGAUCUCCGGCCUCGAGCCGGGACGGAAUUACCGGCUUCAUCUUUACGCCGUCAACGCCAAGGGCCGCAGCGAUCCCGUUGUUCUGGAACCGGUCACGCUCAAAGGGGUAGCGAUGUACACCACCGGUCGCGGCAUCGCGGACGAGACGACCGACUACAGCCUCCUGGUGGCAUUCUUCGCUGGCGGGAUUACCGCGAUCUGCAUCCUGAUCGUCGGGGUCACGCUGACUCUGUACCGGCGCAAUCAUCCGACGCGGACGAUUAAGAGCCAGCCGGCGGAGCCGCCGUCGACGCGCUACGAGUAUAAGGAGGACCGAUCGGCGUCGUCGGCGCCGAGUUCGACGAACGACGCUCAACACCCGGACGACCUGAAGCAGCAGAUAAACGCGGAAAUGCCGGACGACGAUCCUGACGUGAUACCCAGCAAGGCGGUGGAGAGGCGACCGGACAUCUUCGAGCCGGACUACGCGUCCAGCAGGCCGUCCGAGCGGCCGAAGGACUUCCGGUAUCACGAGGAGCUGGACUACCCGUCGCCGUCGUCGGUGCUGCACGCUAAGGAUUCCUGGAUCUACCCCAACGGCUAUGCGGAGAAGGGCGAGAAGAGCCUGAGUCCGUUACGGCCCAGCACGCUGCCGGUGCAUCGCACGCACGACAUUUACACGAGGAGUUCGCGGGUUCAGGAGAGCUGUAUAUAGACUCAAGGGAGCGAGCAGGAGAGGUCAAAGGGUGCAGACCCUUCGGAGACGGCCGCCAAAAAGGCUGUCGUGAUUCGUGAGUCGAACGCGAUUCGAGACGCGACGCUUGUACAUAGACAAUAAGUACCAUUAAGGGCCCACUUCCAAAAGAGCGACCUCACCGUCGACAUUCCUAUUCUUGUUUUUCACCUAGAGCUAAGGGGGUAGCUGUUAGCUUCGUUCCAAGGGGGACGUGAUGCCAGAAGGGUGGCCCCGUAGCGCGGUAAUGCGCGUGUACAGAGACAAUAAUUUCCGCCGUUGAAAAGAGACGUAUUUCCCCGUCACCUUUCUCUCGUUCUCUUUCUCUCACCCUCUCCCUCUCUCUCUCUCUCUCUCUCUUUCUCCCCUUUAUCCCUCGUCGGAAGCCUUCCCGUAAAAUACUGUCCGAACGCGAACGUCUCUGGGCGUGUAUGUCGGUUUUCUCUACAGAUGUCAUGUUCUGUCGUGCUUCGUGGUUCAUUCGAUGGUCAAAUGAAUAUUAUGUAAACGUUUGUAUAUACGAGUAAUAAAUCUUGUUGUUUAAUAUGCA